Messenger RNA from Laetiporus sulphureus 93-53, 1488 nucleotides. RefSeq lists its product as uncharacterized. The record is from RefSeq and is a predicted model, not a curated record. Lineage: Eukaryota; Fungi; Basidiomycota; Agaricomycetes; Polyporales; Laetiporaceae. Gene Ontology annotation, biological process: nucleoside transmembrane transport. Bases 1 to 1488 code for a protein of 495 amino acids. Gene Ontology annotation, cellular component: plasma membrane; fungal-type vacuole membrane. The transcript has 4 exons. Gene Ontology annotation, molecular function: nicotinamide riboside transmembrane transporter activity; nucleobase transmembrane transporter activity.
AUGACCGAGAACCGUCGGCAUUCCUUGUCAGACCAUGCGUUCGAGGCUGUCUACCACCCGAUACCCCAGGCACCCGUCGCGUCUGAGCCAUUCAGGCCUUCGCUGGAGCUCAGCUCGGAAGAGAGCGACGUCGAGUUGGACAGUGCCAAUCCCCCGGUAGAGGUUGAUGCUCGCAUACGCUGGAUACACUUCGUUCUGGGAUGUGCCGUGCUUUUACCAUGGAACGUCAUGAUCACAGCAACUCCAUACUUCAUGUCGAGGCUAGAAGGGUCGAGCUUGCAAAGCUCAUUCUCGUCGUAUCUCUCCACGACGUUCACGAUCGCCAAUUUUAGCUUACUCGCGCACGCGACCGCUACUUCUAAGCAGGCAUCGAAUUCUCGCCGUGUGCUUUUCUCCUUGACAUGGCUUGCACUUCUGACAGCUUUGCUUACCGCGAGCACCUGGUUCCACCCACCUCCCGGUGUCUUCUUCACCUUCGUGCUCCUCAUCGGAAUGCUGCAAGCGUCUGCAGGUUCGUAUCUGCAGACAGCUGUCGUUGCGGUCGCCUCUCUCUUUGGCCAUAGAGCCAUGCAAGCCGUCAUGUCCGGCCAGGCGGCAGUGGGCGUGAUCAUCAGCGGCGUGCAGGUGCUCAGUGCCGCCGCGUCUACACGCAUUGCACCGUCUCCGCAGGUGGAUGUAGUAGCGCUCUCAAGGACAGCAGAGGAGAACUCCGCCGCGCUCUUCUUCGGGCUGUCUACGGUUUUCCUCGUGCUCACUCAGUUCGCGCAAGCGUGGAUGACCAAACUCCCAGGAUACCGAACCUUGCUGGCUCGCUCGAGAUCUCGUGUGCGACCGCCUCCCGUGGACAGCGGCGAGAUUCCUGAUGAGACGCAUACCCUUACCGCGGGUGGCCGUAAGACCAUGAAUGGCAGAGUACAGAUGCUCCGGUUAGUUAGACUGAACUUGCCAUAUAACAUUGCUGUAGCCUACGUAUUCGUUAUAACAUUGUCCGUUUACCCUCCUAUUACCAUCUCAGUUAGAUCAAGCAAUCCGGGCACGCAUCAGCUACUAUUCAGCGCCAUCCAUUUCUUGGUGUACAACGUCGGCGACCUCCUUGGCCGCUUCCUUUGCUCCCUCCCGCGCCUUCUCGUCUGGUCCGCACGGCGUCUCCUCACGUUCGCGCUGGCACGCACGCUCUUCAUCCCGCUCUUCCUCAUUUGCAACAUUCAGUGGUCAUCUCCCGCCGCGAUCCGGCCCAUCAUCACCUCCGACGUGCUGUUCAUGCUGAUCCUACUGUUGUUCGGGCUGUCAAACGGGUACGUGUCGAGUAUGUGCAUGAUGGCCGCGCCGUCGGUGACGCACAACCCGCGAUUAAGAGGGCGCACGGAGGACGUGGAUGUUGCGGCGACGGUGGCGAGCUUUUGCUUGGUGGGUGGGCUGACGUUGGGCAGCUUUGCGAGUUUCGCGGUACGGGCGAUGGUAUGUGACUGCAAUCCAUUCGCAGCGUGA